This is a messenger RNA of Selaginella moellendorffii, 1205 nucleotides long. RefSeq names its product probable prolyl 4-hydroxylase 9. NCBI's taxonomy places the organism in Eukaryota, Viridiplantae, Streptophyta, Lycopodiopsida, Selaginellales, Selaginellaceae. Gene Ontology annotation, cellular component: endoplasmic reticulum. Bases 198 to 1058 code for a protein of 286 amino acids. Gene Ontology annotation, biological process: peptidyl-proline hydroxylation to 4-hydroxy-L-proline. Gene Ontology annotation, molecular function: iron ion binding; procollagen-proline 4-dioxygenase activity; L-ascorbic acid binding. The transcript is spliced from 8 exons. The record is from RefSeq and is a predicted model, not a curated record.
UCAGGUAGCUAGAGAACGGCUGUUCUUCCCGACGGCCGCGAAACGACACGGCAUUGAUCGCGUGGUAGGGCGGAGAAAUCUUCACUAGGUAGGGCGCUCGCGAGCGAGCGCCGUGCUGAUUAGAAGGUGAGGGAUCGAUCGAUCGAUCGAUCGAUAGGUUGGAUUCAGGGUUGUAGCUUCAAUCCGGCUCCAAAAUUAUGAAGGGGAGAUCGAGAGGCCGGGUGUGCGGCCACCAGGUAUCGGCGCCUCUGGUUCUAGUCUUGUGCGUGCUCGCUUUUCUCGUUGGAUACUUCAUCCCCGAAUUCCAGCAGCUUCCAGAGGAUACAAAUCCAGCAUUUGCGAAUCAAAGACAUGAGUUACUCGAGGAUGUCACGGUCGCGGAGCACGGUGUGACUGGCGACGAUCAAUUGUCAUUCAUACCUUUCCAGGUACUAAGCUGGACACCUCGAGCUCUUCUCUUCCCGAAAUUCGCAAGCCCGGCACAGUGCGAGGCGAUCAUCAGUCUAGCAAAGACGAAGCUUACGCCAUCUUCACUUGCUCUUCGCAAGGGAGAGACGGCCACGGAGACGCAGGACGUAAGAACAAGUCAUGGCUGCUUCUUGAGCUCCAGGCAAGACAAGACGGGCACACUGGCCUGGGUGGAGGAAAAAAUGGCUAAAGCCACGAUGAUCCCCAAGUCACACGGAGAGGCUUUCAAUGUUCUUCGCUACGAGAUCGGACAGAAAUACAACAGCCACUAUGACGUUUUCAAUCCUGCGGAAUACGGACCUCAGAAGAGCCAACGCAUGGCUUCCUUUCUUUUGUAUCUUUCAGACGUUGAAGAAGGCGGAGAGACGAUGUUUCCUUUCGAGAAUUACGAGCACAUGAACGAGAACUACGACUACAAAGAAUGCAUCGGUUUGAAGGUGAAGCCAAAGCAAGGCGACGCUUUGCUCUUCUAUUCCAUGUUCCCGAAUGGAACGUUUGACAAGACUGCAUUGCACGGGAGCUGUCCAGUGAUUAAAGGCGAGAAAUGGGUCGCCACAAAGUGGAUCAGGGACAAAGAAGAUUGGUCUUGAUCAAAUUCUUUUUAUUCUUGAGGUUGAGAGAAAUGGUUUCAUCCAGUUUUGCAUACAAAGUCACACAUUAGUGAUGUAGAUUAGGCUAAGUAUAAUUAGAUAAACACCCAUUAACUAAUCAUAUAGCUAAAUAGGUUUUGAACGAAA